Culex pipiens pallens (northern house mosquito) is the source of this 1389-nucleotide messenger RNA. RefSeq names its product E3 ubiquitin-protein ligase MARCHF3-like. The coding region runs from base 105 to 782 and encodes 225 amino acids. Gene Ontology annotation, biological process: protein ubiquitination. The transcript has 6 exons. Lineage: Eukaryota; Metazoa; Arthropoda; Insecta; Diptera; Culicidae. Gene Ontology annotation, molecular function: ubiquitin-protein transferase activity; zinc ion binding. The record is from RefSeq and is a predicted model, not a curated record.
ACAAAGCAAUCAUUGCAAUGCUUUCAAGUAUUAUUGUCAAAUACAACUGUCUAUUUUUUAUUGUUUACUGAUUCAAAUUUGUGGUUUACGAAAUUUCCCUAACAAUGACCCAAACCAAAACAGAACCCACUGCCAAUGAUUCUAGUCCUAACCGGCGGGACCAGGAUAGCGUCACCGAGGAAGAGGUAUCCAUCGGAAGCAUCGCCGCCAUCCCGGAACGGCAAUACAGCAGCACCGAUUCCAUGUCCUGCCGGAUCUGCCAGAGUGCCACGGACAAGUCACGUUUAAUCUCGCCCUGCCUGUGCAAAGGAACGCUCCGGUACGUGCACCGGGAGUGCCUCGAGCACUGGCUCAGCCGGUCCGGACUGACCCACUGUGAGCUGUGUUUGCACAGGUUCCAAACGUACACCACGCUCAGGUACGGCUGCUGUGAGUCCCUGUGGCUAUGGUAUCGUCACCCGAGCAAUCGAGGGUUACUUCUGUCCGACGCACUGAUUUAUGUCGUCCUGUCAUUCAUCUGCUUCAUGCUGACGAUGAUCUGCGUUCUGGUGCUUCGCUUCCAGUACGACCGGGGCAGCAGCCUGCAGGAGACCCUUGCCUCGACGGCCAUCGUGUGCUUUCUGCUGCUAGUGCUAAUUGUGUACCUGACCAACAUCGUCGUGCUGGCCAAGGACCACCUCGUUCCGUGGUACCGAUGGUGGCGUUCGUCCCGGAGGAUUCGACUGUCGGAGAUUACCCUGGAGGAACCCGGCAGCCAUAGCCAUUUGGGAACUGUGGUUUAAGCAUGAUGUUGUAGCAGUGAGUUUGAGGGUUGGAUAUUUUGCGGGGGAUUCUUUAUUAAACUGAAAAUUGUAAGUAAAAAACAAAUACUCCAAAAUGCUAAAAUGUACUUUUCAAAGUUGCGUAAUUCUUCGCUUGUGAUGUUAUGUUGCUAGUAGCAGAUAUUUGGCCCACAUUUGGGCAGAUAGAUCAGCAUGGCAAUGCCAAAUUAGUGGCCUUUAGAUGGAUCGAACGAGUUUCAAAGUGGUCGGAGGGGAAAACUUUGCCAUCAUCGUACACUUCCAAACUGGCAGCUGAAAUCGAAAGGGUAGAACUAAUCUUUUGAGAGCUUUUCGGUUCAAAGUUUUCGCGCCCGAAAAUAGUCGUAACUACUCUGAUUGAUCGCUGUUGAUGAUGGUAGUGUUAAUUCGGCAUUGGAACCAGGACCGCGAGUUGGACGUGAUUUGGAGAAUUGGGGUACCUUCAAAUUCAUUUUUUUGUUGUUGUUACCUAAAAUGUAUUAAAAAAUAUGUUUUUUUUUUGGUUUAAUAAUGUUAUGUCUGGAUAAAAAGUAGGUUAAAACUUAAAUAAAUAAUAAUAAAAAUGUUGACAACAAGUACCAUGAACAAA